AACUUUUAAGCGUCAAUGCAUGGAAGAUUGAUUAUUUCAGCGCGGUUACUCUACAGAAAUGACCUUGUUGGGACAAACCCUGCGUUUGGGGUUUUCGCGGCUGCCGGUUGUCUUUUGGAGGUGCAGGAGAUAUUCCUCUGCUCAAACUGGGGCCGUGGAGCGAGUCAUCGCGUCGUUUCGCGCUGUCACCGGAGAUGAAGGCGUCUCUGUGGGGUUAGCGGUGAGAGAACAGCACGGGAGAGACGAGUCUGUGCACAGAUGUCGACCGCCAGAUGUGGUGGUGUUUCCCCGAUCCGUGGAGGAGGUCAGCGGUCUUGCCAAAAUUUGUCACCACCAUCGAUUACCCAUCAUCCCCUUUGGCACCGGAACGGGCUUGGAGGGAGGAGUCGGUGCUUUGAAGGGCGGUGUGUGUUUCAGCCUAAGGAAGAUGGACCAGGUGCUUGAUCUUCACCAGGAGGACUCUGAUGUAACCGUGGAGCCAGGCGUGACGCGCAAAGCCUUGAAUGCGUAUCUGCGAGACACUGGCCUCUGGUUCCCUGUCGAUCCAGGUGCCGACGCGUCUCUCUGCGGCAUGGCUGCAACAAGUGCGUCUGGCACCAACGCGGUCCGUUACGGUACAAUGCGUGAAAAUGUGAUGAACCUGGAGGUGGUGCUGGCGGAUGGGACGGUCCUGCACACAGCUGGAAAGGGGCGUCGUCCAAGAAAGACGUCAGCUGGUUAUAACAUAACAAACCUGUUUGUGGGAUCAGAGGGAACUUUGGGUAUUAUAACAAAAGCCACGCUACGGCUCUACGGUAUUCCGGAGAGUAUGGUGUCAGCUGUUUGCUCUUUUCCAUCCGUCCAGUCGGCGGUGGACAGCACCGUACAGAUCUUGCAGGCUGGAGUGCCCAUUGCCCGCAUAGAGUUUUUGGACGACGUGAUGAUAAACGCCUGCAAUCGCUUCAACAACCUGUCCUACGCUGUAGCACCCACUCUCUUCCUGGAGUUCCACGGAAGUUCAAAGAGCAUGGAGGAGCAGGUGUCUGUCACAGAGGAGAUCACUCGGGAAAACGGGGGCUCUGACUUCGCCUGGGCAGAGGAUGAGGAGACUCGUGGGCGACUGUGGAAGGCCCGUCAUGACGCGUGGUACGCCGCCCAGGCCCUGAGGCCAGGCUGCAAGGCAUACUCUACAGACGUGUGUGUGCCUAUUUCUCUUUUACCUCAGAUUAUAGUUGAAACAAAAGAAGAUCUUAUCCGUAACAGUCUUACAGGUCCGAUUGCAGGACAUGUGGGUGAUGGGAACUUCCACUGUCUAAUGGUCCUGGAUCCCAACGACCCGGAUGAGGUGCAAAGGGUUCAUGCCUUCACAGAGAGACUGGCCAGGAGGGCAUUAGAAAUGGAUGGAACUUGUACUGGAGAACAUGGAGUGGGACUAGGGAAGCGAGACCUGCUCAGGGAAGAAGUCGGACCCCUGACUAUAGAGGUCAUGCAGGGUAUCAAGGCCACCUUGGACCCCAAGAACCUCAUGAAUCCUGGGAAGGUGUUAUAAUAGAACACAAAAGGCUAGCGGAACAGAGCAGAUACACUACACUUUCUGCCCAGUAGAGGACAGGAGAAUGCAGGUUUCUAUUGUGGUAAAGAUUUAGGAGAUUUAAUUUUUAAGCUAGCAACUGUGAUAUAUAGUCACAAAUCGGCACAUGGAAAAUCUUUUUUUUCUUUUCUUCAGUAUUGAACGAGUUUUAAACGGUUAUUUUCUAAAACAAUGAUUCUGUUUUAGUUGUCCUCCUAAUGCUUUUUAUCCCUUUAUUUUUUCUUAACCUGUCGGAGCCCUUUUUGAGCCUACAUAUGAAAACACAUGUUGGAACUAAAAUGGCGGUAACUCAUGAAUUCAUUGGAAUACAGACUUGCGGUUGGUCUCGUUUGAAAAAAAAAGUAGCUGUUUAUUGUAAAAAGUUUAUGUUUUCUUUUAUUAAAAAAUACAUUUAAAAGAUACGGGUCGAAAAAGGAUAACAAAAAAUCUAAGAACACUCUUUAUAAAAAAGGAAUCAGUUACUCUCUAAAUAAAUUAUUUUAAAACACACCAAAGAAAUCUGUAUUCUAGAGUCUUAGACCUUUCCAAUGAUAUAUAGUUUGUCAUGAUUUGACUAGAAAUUACAUGCACAAUAUUGACGCAAAUUUAGGUGUCCCGUAUACGGAACGGGUGACAGUUAACAGGCUACAGGAUAAUAAUGUUUUCCUUUUUCUUCGAGUUUCUAAUAGAAUUUGAGUUCCAUUUUAAAACGUAAAUUAUUGUUAUAUCAUUGUGCCUUUUGUUUAGUCAGGUCACUGUACCUUCUAAAUGUAUAUGAACAUAUUUCUAUGAAUGUAUGUGCUGCAUAGAAACAAAAUCUUGAUAAGCUUAAUGUAAUUCAAAUGAAGGAAUAUACACAUUCAUUAAAUCUGCUUUUGUUCUUUUGAAAAGACAGCUUUUAAAUUCAUCUUUUACAAAAAUUGUUAAUGUAAAUAAAUGAAUGUAAAUGGUGAUGUUAAUGAACGCCAAUUGUUGUUUUCGCAGUGGACCGAUGAAUAAAAUCAAGAAACAUCUGGA
Messenger RNA from Triplophysa dalaica, 2566 nucleotides. RefSeq names its product lactate dehydrogenase D (gene ldhd). Gene Ontology annotation, biological process: lactate catabolic process. The record is from RefSeq and is a predicted model, not a curated record. Gene Ontology annotation, molecular function: FAD binding; D-lactate dehydrogenase (cytochrome) activity; D-lactate dehydrogenase (NAD+) activity. The transcript is spliced from 11 exons. Lineage: Eukaryota; Metazoa; Chordata; Actinopteri; Cypriniformes; Nemacheilidae. Gene Ontology annotation, cellular component: mitochondrion. Bases 59 to 1528 code for a protein of 489 amino acids.